AUGUCGCGUUUUAAACGAAACAACGAGCACAAAUCUGGCACUCCUACGGAGGGAACGACAGGUCUUGGAAAGGAUGCUUCGCAGGAGACAGUAGAGAGUUCUGCGCUAUCCCAUGCUACCACCUCGUCGCGUUCGUCUUUUUUAAUUCAGAAUUCUCGACAAGAUACCAGCUUGCUUACCCUAGAAAACAAGCCUCAAAUCUUAGAAGAUGCAGAAACACAAGAACCCCUCGUUCGUCGCCGCUCAAUGAGCGAUACAGACAUAGAGCCCAUCUACCUAGGCGUCGACUUUGGAGCCCUACUCCGUCUUCGCGGUAGCAUCGCCUCUCAAGACACUCUUUGGAUUGACAUGUGGCAGCACUUUCCCCCUAGCAAGACAGUCGUCCCUCUCGACGACCAAUAUUUGUCCUGUUUGACUGCUUUCAAGAAUCUCCGUUGUCUAUGGGUCACUGGAAUGCUAAAGUCGUACCAGAAAAGCCUGUUUCAGGCUAUCUGGAAGAUGGAGCACCUCGCAAAUCUGCAGUUGAGAAUGGCAGAGGAGCCGCGCCUAUCGCCAGAGGGAGAGCGCACUUUUCGUCCUAUCGAACCAGGUUGGUCUCCUUUAGUGAAUGACGACAUGAAUCAUGAUUCACCAGGAGAUAGAAAAGGGCGCAUUUUGAAGCAAUAUGGAGACGCCGAAUUUCUCGAGAAUCAGGUCAUAGAAAAUGCCAAAUCAGACCCAAAAAUCAGCCAUCCAGAGCAUAACGUGUGGUCAACUCCCCAUCUCCCUAUCGUCCACCUUACGUUACGCGGCUUCGUAGUCAACGCAAUGCCGUUCUACAGCUGCUUCGAUGCCAAUAAACUACGCACAAUUACAUUCAAGGACUGCUACGAUGCUGGGUUCUAUCUUCCGGAUGACAUGAAACAUGUGGAGCUCAAAGUUGAUUCAAAGUAUGAACACAGAGCCACAAAUGGACGAGGAGUUUCGACGGAUCAAGAGGUGAAGUGUCUUACCUACAAGGAUGGGAAGAAAGUCGGUCAAUCCCGUUUUAACUCUUCGUCGUCGUCGUCGUCGUUGCAGGAUCCUGCCGAGCAAUCGACUUAUCGUAUGAAGCAAGUUGAAUCGCCGUCAUCCAUUCCGCGCUACGCUGCUUCUUCUUCGCCUACUCCUUCUUCGUAUUCGUCGUCCACCACGAUGGUAUCCGGUCAAGGAUUGAGAAAGUCUCGGUUGUCGUUGGAUUUUCGAAAACGUCCGGUCAGUUCUGUUAUCGAAGAGGAUGAGGGGGAGGAGUAA
Molecule: messenger RNA, 1272 nt
Organism: Talaromyces amestolkiae
Lineage: Eukaryota; Fungi; Ascomycota; Eurotiomycetes; Eurotiales; Trichocomaceae
Exons: 4
Coding region: 1-1272 (423 amino acids)
Source: RefSeq, a predicted model, not a curated record